UUACUCAUGUGUUAUGUAUUAUAUGAGUGAGAAACCACAAGUUUAUUUGCUAUCUCCUGUUCUCAUCCAAACCUAUUGUUUUAUCCAGGGUGCGGAAAAGUUUCUAUUAGUCAAGGGGCUGUUCCCAGUGAAAAGGGGAAGACUUAUGAAAAACAGAUGAACUGGUUUAAGUCUGCUGCGGUUCUGCACACAUUUGGUGUAUUGGUGGUUUCUAAGUCCCGUUUUCACAUAUGAGCAAACAUUGUGAUCCAGGAAUGAAAGUAAAGAUGUUACUUCGUCUUAUUUUCCAAGGAUUUCUCCUAUAUGAGACUUUGGCAUGGGAAGUGAGGGUGCCAAAGGAGAUUCAUGGUCUCAAAGGUUCCUGUCUGGUUAUACCAUGUUCUUUCUCCUACACAUCGUAUCCACCCACCAACCCAAACAGAGUUGUGUGGUAUCAGUGGGUCUCUAAAGGCUACCCUUUAGUUUAUGAUCCCGAAUAUCCAUCUGAUGUUAUUGACAAGUUCAAAGGAAAAACUGCUCUAUAUGGCAACUCUUCAAAUAGAGACUGCAGUCUUGUCAUUACACAUCUGGAUCAGUCCCACCAUGGAGAGAAAUUAUAUGCAUGGAUUGACCCAGACAGUGUUGGAUGGCGCACAUAUGCGUUUUAUGAUGUCACAUCCACGAUUCUUGUGGACGCAAGCCCACAGAAGCCCACCAUCAAUGUUCAUGGAGGCGCAAUGACCGGUGACACCAUAACAGUGACAUGUGAAACCUAUCACACCUGUCCGUACAGCAAACCAAACAUCAUUCUGAAGGGAAUAGAAGGAUCUGAUAAAACAGAUCAAACAGAUCAUCCGAAGAUUGGAAAUGGACAAUGGAAAAUCACUCUGACACGCACGGGUGUCGUGAAGGCUGAGCACUCGGAUAUCGAGUGUAUAGUGACACAUUAUGGAGAAAUAAAAGCAAGAGCUACAAAAUCACGAAGUGCAAAAUGUAUCCAUACUAAAAUAGCCAUUGAGCCUGACCGUGCAGAUGUCAUUGAGGGCGUUGCAAAGAAGUUCACAUGUACCAUCGACCAUUCCUGCCUGAAGAAUCCUCCAACCAUAUCAUGGAACUAUAAGAACAUGGAGGUCUCAAACAGUAACAAAAAACUUUCAGAGCUCAAAUCAGCCACCUCUUCCACCAUAACCUUUGUUAGUACAAAAGAAGACCAUGACAAGAUGUUGAAUUGCAGUGCAAACAUUUCGGGGAAAAACAUUGAAUCAUCUAUUACUUUACAUGUACAACAUUCUUCUACAGAGCCUCCAAAACCAACGAAACCUGUCCAGAAUCCAACCCUUUCCCAGGGUGAGGCUGAAGUGAUGACCUUUGACUGGAAGACCACUGGGCUUUACAUCAUAGUCCCCUCAUCAGUUAUCUUGCUUCUCAUGUGCACACUUGCUGGAGUCUGUACAUACAAGAGACGUCACAGAUCUCAGUCAGCGAAAAUCCUGCUCUAUUGGAAAAUAUUAAGAUUAUCACACCAAUAGUGAAGACCCCAACAAGUAUGGCAACAUCUGAUGAAAACGCAUCAUAUUUCUUAAAGGUGCUCAAUACAGGACAAGUUAAAAAACAAAAAAUACAUAUUUUAGUAUAUAAUACAAAAUAAAAAAAUACUGUAAAAACUUUUCCAUGGAUAGUAAAUAUUAGCGUCAAUAUUUUAUUUCAAGCACAUUAUGCUCAUUGCCAUUUUGUAUUUGUAUGGCAUUUUUAGGCUGCAUCUGUCUGGUUUUUAAAUAUGAAUCAAAUCAAUAUUAA
Messenger RNA from Triplophysa dalaica, 1776 nucleotides. RefSeq names its product sialoadhesin-like. The transcript is spliced from 9 exons. The record is from RefSeq and is a predicted model, not a curated record. The coding region runs from base 231 to 1508 and encodes 425 amino acids. Lineage: Eukaryota; Metazoa; Chordata; Actinopteri; Cypriniformes; Nemacheilidae.